AAAAAAUGAUAAAAAAACCAAAGCAGUAACAGUGCCUGAGAGUCUUCACUGCCCCCCUUCUUUGUCUUUUAUGUGAAGCUGGGGUACAUUUUCCUUUCCCUGCUGUGAUCUGGGGAGGCCAGAUUUGGUAACUAUGUACCAAGUGAGUGACAGCAAAUAAGAAAACGUGGCUGCUUUUCUUUCUGGGCCUGGAGCUGGCUUAUUUCUCAGUUGCGUCCUGUUCCCUUGUGCAGAGGACCGUGCACCUGUGCGUGGUGUGGGUCCUGACACGGAGUCACGGACUCAGACUGUGUCACGCGUGCCCCGUGUACACUCAGGAGGUCGGCUGGCGAGUAGCCGUCCCUUAACAGCAGGUGUUUAUGCGGUUGCUUCAAGUGCACGUCACUUUCUGGAAGCAGGUGCAGUAGCACCGGCAGAUACCGGCUUGGCCUCCAGGCCUCGCGUUCCUUCUGCCCCGGCCGUGCCUGGGCUGGGUGGGCGUGAGCAGAGGCCGAGCCUCGAGGCUGCAGCGUGCUGGCGUGGCCCUGGCAGUGCCCGCUCCCUGCUCCCAGUGUCACAUCGGAUGAGGCCAGGGGAAGACUCGAGCUGUGUGUGUUUCUAGCCCAGGUGUGAAGUGUGGCAGAGUGGAGCGAGGCCAGGGUGGCGGAUGAUGAGUUAGGACGUGGGACCGUGCCUGUCGUGACCUCAGUGCCGUGACAACCCUGAGGCCCGCGUGCAUGGUCUUCGUGGUCUCCGAAAGCCAUGGCAAGCGACUGGUGUGGCUGCCUUUUUUUGUUUUGCCUUCACUUCUACCAAGAGCAGUAUGGAAGGACGGCGUGGCUUGGCAGAAGAGUCCCCGACCACUGCAAGGCCAUGUGCCCCGACCGCAGGUGCCAGGUUUUAACUGUGCAGCGGAGCCACACUGCCGUUGUCACUGGGAGCCGAAGGGGGGUUUUGCUCGUGGGUCCUUUGUCCUUGCAAGGAGUGUCUGUGUGUGUUGUUGGGGGGCGGGGCUGGCUUUUACCUUUAGACCCUGGGAGUGUGAUGCCCUGCCAUCCAGGGUGUUUGCAAAUGCAGCAUGAGACGGUGCAGGACGCAGCCUUGGAACCGUGACGUUGUGUUCCUGUCGCAGUCGCUCUCUCUGCACAGUCCCCGACCGGCCGCCUACCGGGCGGAGGCACGCAGCUGCUUCCUGAGUGCAGCGCGGAUCGGAGAUAAACUAGGUCACGGUACGGUGGCCGUGCUCGGCAGUAAUGGAGCUGGGCCUGCCAACCGGGGCUCGGGGGAGACUGUCCUUUCGAGCUGGGGAGCCUCUGAAAGGACCGGGUGGCGCGUGUGCAAAACGACAGACAGAAUCUCCAUUCCCUGGGUGAUGUGCCUCCCAGCCGUCCCGCCCAUCAGGAAACAGACACGCGAUUACUUACAAGUCAGGAGCAGCAGUGGCUGAAGUGGUUGAUCCCUCCCCGUGAGCUCUGAGCGAAGGGGUUUUUGGGACGGACUUUGGUGCUCACCAGGCCAGCCAGGAGGUGACGCUUACCGGAAGGCGUGCGGCCUGCUGCACGGAGUCACCUCCCUGUGCACUCGAGAGCACAGUUCUUUUCAGACUUGCAGCCUCUUUGAAACAAAAAGCGCAGAGGGAAGAGGACGCUGGGCGGGCAUCACUGCGGCCUGUUUUCUCACCCUCGGGAGAGAAUGCUGGUUUCCGGGAAGGGGUGAGACACAGGGUCACCGGGACGGCAGGUAUGGCUCUUUGCUGGUGGCUCAGCCAGCGUGACAGACACAGCGUCUCUGUGGAAGCUAAUUCCAGUAAACUGCUCCAGAAGAGGGUGUGCAGUAGCGAGCAGGCAGUGUUCCAAGUGGGAAGAUGGGCGUUGCCGAGCGUUUCUGAAGAACCUUGAAAAUGCUCUGUUAGGUGCUGAAUUGCCGACGGUUUCUGGGUUGGGCUUGGAGAAGACCUCCAGGCUGCCUGUCACUUGGCCUUUCCCUGCAGUUUCUCCAAGGCCCUAAAAAUAGACACCCUGCAGGCUUCACUCUCCGGGGUUGUCCCGGGGUUCAGGGUCUCUGCCUGCUUUGCAGCUUCUGCCUGUCCGGCCGUGCUGUGGGCCUGGUGCUCUUGUGGCCGGGUGUCUGCCGCACACAGGGAGCAGCCCAGCCCCUCAGGGACCCAGGGCUUCAGCCCAGCCUCCUGGCUGGGGGCGUGGGGUGCUCGAGCCCCUGGGGAGGGCUCCUGAUGGGAGUGCUGACCACACUGGGACUCUGCCGGCUGAGACCCCCGUGCCAGGGUCAGGCACAACACCUGUUACCGCCAAGCCCCAGCCACAGUUCACUUACCUUUCUUCCUAACAUUUUUGUCAAGUUUACUUUUUUAGUGGCCAAUAGAUCGGUAGCGUCACAGCUCGAGGGAACACUCGGGGAAGAAUCAGUCGUAUGGAGAAGUCCCGGAAACGCACCGAUGGUGGCGAGAAGACCGCCGGAGGCAGAGACUCCAGUGCCCGCACUUGCACAGGGACGCUGCUGCAUUCGCGUCUCUGUGGCCGCUUUGGACUUCCUGACGUCCUGUACAUGACUGGGCAGGGAGCCUCCCCUCCUCCCUCCUCCGUGCACAGACUUUCCUGAAUGUCAUCAAGAGCCAUGCUUUGUAUUUCCAGAUGCCCCGCCCCCUGCCGUGAGGUGCUGGCUGCCGCGUGCCGUGUGCCCCGCGUGGAAUAUGUCCCUUCCCAUUGCGGGUUCCCGCCUCAUCCCGGGAAUCCAGACGCCGCUCUGAGGAUGGAGAGAUAAGACGCCGGAACCCCGUGCCGCACCCACGCCCUCGUCCCCAUGGAUCGAAAUAGAGAGGCCGAGCCGGAGCCAAGGGGCGGCCCCAGCCCCCCCAGGGCCAGCCGGAGCCGCGAGGGGGACGGGGACAAGGCCGCGUGCCACAGCUGCUGCCUCUGUGGCAAGAGCUUCGCCUUCCAGAGCUCGCUGUCGCAGCACAUGCGCAAGCACACCGGGGAGAAGCCCUACAAGUGCCCCUACUGUGACCACAGGGCCUCGCAGAAGGGCAGCCUGAAGGUCCACAUCCGCGGCCACCGCACGGGGACGCUGAUCCAGGGCCACGAGCCCGAGGCCGGGGAGGCCCCGCCGGGUGAGCCGCGUGCGGCCGAGGGCCUGGACGGGUGCGCCAGCCCCACCAAGAGCACGUCGGCCUGCAACGGGGUGCUGAACGGGGCCGCGCCCGGGGACGGCGGCCGGAUCCUGCUGCGCAGCAGCCGCAGGGAGGCCGAGGGCGCCGCGGGCGCCCCGGAGGAGGCCCAGCCCGCCGCCCAGUGCUCCUUCUGCAGGACCCAGUUCGAGCGGAAGAAGGACCUGGAGCUGCACGUGCACCAGGCCCACAAGCCCUUCAAGUGCCGGCUGUGCAGCUUCGUGACGCUGCGGGAGGAGUCGCUGCUCAGCCACGUCGAGCGGGACCACAUCACCGUGCAGGUGCCCAACGGCGUGGGGGUCUCCAUGGAGAACGGCAAGCCCGAGCUGGGCCCGGGGGAGUUCCCCUGCGAGGUGUGCGGCCAGGCCUUCAGCCAGACCUGGUUCCUCAAGGCGCACAUGAAGAAGCACCGCGGCUCCUUCGACCACGGCUGCCACAUCUGCGGCCGGAGGUUCAAGGAGCCGUGGUUCCUCAAGAACCACAUGAAGGCACACGGGCCCAAACCUGGGAGCAAGAACCGGCCCCGCGGCGAGCUGGACCCCGUCGCCACCAUCAACAACGUGGUGCAGGAGGAGGUCGUUGUCGCCGGCCUGUCCCUCUACGAGGUGUGCGCCAAGUGCGGAAACCUGUUUACAAACCUGGACAGCUUGAAUGCCCACAACGCCAUCCACCGCCGGGUCGAAGCCAGCCGGACGCGGGCCCCGGCCGAGGACGGGGCCUCCGAGGGCCCCACGGACACCAAGCAGUUUUUCCUACAGUGCCUGAGUCUGAGGCCCUCGGCGGCCAGCGACAAGCUCCCCGGCGGGCCGGCUGGACGGCGGGUGGCCGAGUUGGACCCCGUCAACAGUUACCAGGCCUGGCAGCUGGCCACCAGGGGCAAGGUGGCCGAGCCCGCCGAGUACCUCAAGUAUGGGGCCUGGGACGAGGCGCUGGCUGGGGACGUGGCCUUCGACAAGGACAGGCGCGAGUACAUCCUGGUGAGCCAGGAGAAGCGCAAGCGUGAGCAGGACGCGCCGGCUGCCCAGGGUCCCCCCAGGAAGAGGGCCAGCCUGCCCAGUGACCCCAUGUUGCCGGGCCACCUUGACCCGCGGCCCGCCGUACGCCCCAGCCGCCGGGCCGCGGCCGCCGCUGGCCAGGGCAAGUCCUCUGAGUGCUUCGAGUGCGGCAAGAUCUUCCGCACCUACCACCAGAUGGUGCUGCACUCCCGUGUGCACCGCCGCGCUCGCCGAGACAGGGACGGCGACCGGGCCGUGCGCGCCCGCUGCGGCUCCCUCAGCGAGGGGGACUCGGCUUCCCAGCCCAGCAGCCCGGCCUCAGCCUGUGCCACCGCCGACUCCCCAGGCUCUGGGUUGGCGGACGAGGCCGGCGAUGACAGCAGCGAGGAGGCCGCCCCCGAACCGGCACCAGGUGAGCGCGCGUACUUGGGUGGCCGCGGUCCAGGUCACCCGGGGAUUCCACCUGAGCAACCUUGUUCCCAGGCCCCCGUGGCUGGCCCUGUGCCCAGGUGGCCCCACGUCCGGGUGUCCUGAAGCUGGGGUGUGUCUGGAGCCCGGGCUGGCGGGUGCAGACACAGGCACCUGUCAGAGCCACUGGCCAUUCCUUUUUGCUAGUUACCCGUAUGUAUUUGCAUCAGUGAACACCUUUGACCUCAAGCUGAUGGUGUCUCCACGGGCAUUAGGAACUUGUAAGCAAGGGCACCGCAGUGGGCCGCUCAGGUGUGCUCAGCAGGGGACACACGCACAGAGAAGGAUGCACGUGCACCACACACGGGCAUGCACGUGACACACAUGCAUGCACACACCAUGCACAAGCACGUUAUGCAUUCACGUACACACGACGGCUGCACACGCCACAGACAUAGGUGUGCAGAUAGGCCAGACACCUGGUCAUGCACACACAUGGGCAUGCAUGAUGGACACACUCGUGCAUGUACAGCGCGCACGAGCAGACACACGUGUGUGCACGGGGACACAGGCACACGAGCAGACACGCGUGCCCCCGUGCACACAGGCACACGAGCAGACACGCGUGCCCCCGUGCACACAGGCACACGAGCAGACACGCGUGCCCCCGUGCACACAGGCACACGAGCAGACACGCGUGCCCCCGUGCACACAGGCACACGAGCAGACACGCGUGCCCCCGUGCACACAGGCACACGAGCAGACACGCGUGCCCCCGUGCACACAGGCACACGAGCAGACACGCGUGCCCCCGUGCACACAGGCACACGAGCAGACACGCGUGCCCCCGUGCACACAGGCACACGAGCAGACACGCGUGCCCCCGUGCACACAGGCACACGAGCAGACACGCGUGCCCCCGUGCACACAGGCACACGAGCAGACACGCGUGCCCCCGUGCACACAGGCACACGAGCAGACACGCGUGCCCCCGUGCACACAGGCCAACCGGCUGGGUGGAGUAACGCCCGUCACUGUGCAGCGGUGCUGACUCCUGAACUCAGGUGGUCCUGUGCGUGUAGAGACGGCUGACAGGGCGGAUGACGUCCAGGUAGCAGCCAGCAGAAUUUUAAACAGCUUGGCCCCCUCUGUUGACAGAUUUUCCUGCUUUUUAUGAUUUUAAAUGCUUUGAUAGUUCUCCAUUCUUUUGCUGUGGGGACUGUUGUACACGGAAGGCGAGGUUUCAGUUAAGGAGCUUUUAACGUUCUCCACGAAGCCGCGCGUGCCCCUCCCUUCUCCUGCGAGCCAGCUAGCAGGUGUUGCUUUGCACGGAAAGUUCUAGAAAGAUAGAGAUCAGAGCCCCCGGGCGGGGCCGGUGGCGUCUGCAGGGAGGAGGCUGGUGAAGCAGAG
Molecule: messenger RNA, 5973 nt
Organism: Oryctolagus cuniculus (rabbit)
Lineage: Eukaryota; Metazoa; Chordata; Mammalia; Lagomorpha; Leporidae
Source: RefSeq, a predicted model, not a curated record